Molecule: messenger RNA, 8247 nt
Organism: Closterium sp. NIES-65
Lineage: Eukaryota; Viridiplantae; Streptophyta; Zygnematophyceae; Desmidiales; Closteriaceae
Source: the annotation of a GenBank genome assembly
AUGCCUCCGCUCGCCCAGGAAUCGGCGCGCUUCAAGAGACCGCCUCGCGAUGCGUCCCUGCCGCGGCCGUCGCGUCCGUCGCUGCCGGACGGCUUCGAGUCGGACGACGGCGCGAGGAGCGACGGCGGCGCGAGAAGCGACGUCGACGCGUGGAGCGACAGUGACGUGAGGAGCGACGACGAACGGUGGGCGGAGGGACUGCUGGACAUCGGCAGUGCGGCGGACGACGCAUCCCCGCCCGCCUCGAUUUCUGCCACCACCCAAUCAGCCAAGUUCCGCUGCCUGCAGUGCGGCAGCUCCGCGCAUCCCUCGUGGCUCUGCGAUGCCCCUCCGCCAGCCGCUCGCUGCGCGCACUGCGCCGCCAAGGAGAAGGGUAAGCGGCCCUUGCCGUGCCCGGACGUCGCCACCGCUUUGAACCGCAUCACAUCUUGCCGUGCGACGGCUGACGUCGCCGGCAUGCAGGCUGCAAUCGACGGUUUGCAGCGCGCCGGCCAUCGCCCGCCGCUGGAGGCGUUUUCGCAGGUGAUUGCGACGCACGCGACGCUGGGGGAGCCAGAAAAGGCGGAAGCGGUGUUGGCGGAGAUGGAAGCAGCGGGGGUGGCGGCGGACCCGGUGUGCUACAACGCCGUGGUCAACGCCUUCUGCUCCCGCGCGCGCGUGGACGAGGCGCUCACUGUGCUGCGGCGCAUGCGGUUCAACGGGUGGGAGCCGACGGCCAGCACGUACAACACGCUCAUCAAAGGCUUCGGCGCCGCCAAGCGCCCGGAAGACGCGGCGAAAGUCGCGGAGAUGAUGGCGCGCGCGGUGCUGCGCGAGAUGCGCGCAGCGGGCGUGGCGCCGGACGCGGUGUCGUACAACACGCUGAUGAAGGCGUACGGGCGGCUGGGGCGCCCCAACGACUGCGAGCGCGUGCUGCGCGAAAUGGUGAACGCGCUCGUGCGCCCCAACGCGCGCACGUUCGGCAUGAUGGUGCGCGCGCUGUGCGACGUGGGGCGCAUGGCGGACGCGGAGGUGGUGGCGGAGCGCAUGCGCGAGUGGGACGUGGCGCCGAACGCGACCAUCUUCAACACCAUCGUGAAGGGGUACUGCCAGGCCGGCCAGCCGCUCCCCGCCGCGCAGCGCCCCACUCACCACCAUUCCCCGCAUUUCUCCCCACUCACCGCCGUCCCCCACGACCCCCCACGGCGCUGGGCCCGGCAGGUGCUGCAGAAGAUGCGGUUGGCGGGCGUGCCCCCCGACCUGGCGUCGUACUGCACGCUCAUGAACGCGUGGAGCACCGCGGCGCGCCCCGACCGCGCGCGCGCCGUACUGCAGGAGGCCAUGGCGGCGGGGCUGGCGCCAGACGUGGAGGCGUUCUCGGUGCUCGCCAAGGGGUACCUGCGCGCAAGGCAGGGGGACGCCGCCGAGCGGCUGCUGGACGAGAUGCGCGAGCAGCAUGGGUUGGCGCCGAACGUGGUGACGUACACGACGGUGAUGGGCGCGUACUGUAGCAUGGGCGCGCGCAUGGACUCCGCCAUGGCUGUGUAUGAGCGCAUGGUGGGCGCGGGCGUGCGCCCCAACGCUUUCACGUUCCGCACGCUCAUCUGGGGCUUCUGUGAGGCGCGCCUGCCCCACCGCGCGGAGGCCGUGCUGCGCCUGAUGGAGGCGGAGGGGGGGCCGCUGGACGCGCGGUGCUACGAGCAGACGAGCCUCGCGUGGCAGUCCGUGGGGCUGUGGCGCGACGCCCAGCGCAUCGCCGCGGAGAAGCGCGACAAGUGUGGCGCGCAGGGCGGGGGGACGCGGAAGCUGAGCAAGCGCGAGGAGAGGGGCAGGCGGGUGAGGGCGGAAGGGGGUGGGACAGGGGGAGAUAGGAUCAGAGGGGCUGGGGGAGGGAGCAGGGCGGGCUUGGGAGAUGGCAGUGUUGGGCAGACUGGCAAUGGGGCGAGUCAUGGCAGCAGCAGCAGUGAGAGCAUGAGAGGCAGUGAUGAGAGUGAUGGUGAGAGCAGCAGCGGUGGUGGUGAGAGGAUUGGUGUGGAGAGCAACAGCAGGGUUGAAGGUGCAGGGCAGGAGGGCGAGGGCAGCAGCAGUGCAGCAGCACAGCAGGCAGAAGCUGAGGGGAAGGCGGCAGUGAGGGUUGGAGGGGGCGAUAGGGGUGGCAGCGUCAGAUCAGGCAUGAUGAAUGGCAGGGAGUCUAGGGGGCCGAGCGGCAGUGCGAGGGGCAGUGGAAGAGGCAGUACGACUCGCAUAUGGCAAAGACCACAGUCCCUCCCUGUGCCACAAGGGGAGGUGGCAACUGGUGCAGGUGCCACCCAGUCAGAGGCCCAGAGGUCCCCGUCAGCCGCCCUGCAGCCCUGCGCUGCUGCUGCUCUCCACCUGCGCUCCCCCCUCCCCCUGCCACGCCCACACCUCCAGCCGUGGCAGCACUGCCAUUCGCCCCACGCCCCCCUCUCCGCUCUCACCUGGGCUGCAGCUGUCGCACCACACCGCGCUCCUCUUCUUGCCCUCCCCUUCUCCCUUGCUACGCUUCUCUCGCGCCCCUCUCCCACCACUGCCCGCUGCAAGCACCCCGUGCGCGUGUGUGUGGGGCCGGCACUGCGGCGGCUGCAGGCUGGCAGAACCGCUUACAGGCCCCUGUGUGCGGGCAGAGCCACACUGUCACGGCGCCCACACCCGCCCCGGCUGCUCGCACUGCCCUCCCGGGCCUCACAAGCAUGCCCCUCGCCUCGCACUCCCAGCCUCGCUUGGACCGGCAGCAGGCGAGUGGGUGAGACGGGCACAGCAGCUGCAUCGCGCAUGGGAUUGCUAUCCCGGCACGUGCCAGGCUUCCUACUCUCUCCCUACACCGCUCCUCUUCGUCACUCUCACCCUCCGCGCCCAUGUCGGCCUCCGCCCGCCUGCGCGCAUGUGCAGUCGGCGGGCGCGAGGCUCUAUGGGAUGCUGGCGCGGGGCGCGCGGAACAGCACCCAGGAGUCCGCCAUUCGGCGCUUGAAAUGGCCACCCGCAGAUGAUGGCGGCAUGCGCGGAAAGCUGAGUGCUGCGCCUAUGCCCCGCCGCUCACUGCUCUCCCUCAAGCGCCAAGCCCUGCGCCCCAGAAUGCCGCUCAGCGGACCUCCGCCGAUCGCUCUCCGCAGCACCAGUAGUCAACGCCAAGGGCGCGCGCCCCCCGUGGUGGCUCUAGCAGGCAGCAAGUGGCGACGCAGCGACCAGCCCCCCGUGCGGCUUCCGCCCGUGCUGAGCCCGUCCGCGUCCGCGCUGCUGCGCCAGCUGCGCCAGCAGAAGCUGCGCCGACAAAGAUGGGCGGCGCUGGAUGUGGCUAGCGCGGGAGGAGGGGGAGGCGGAGGGCGGAAGGGCGCGGAGGAGGACGUGGCGGCGGUGCUGCGCGAGCUGCGGCGCAGGGAGGAGUGGCACGUAGUGGCGCAUGUGUACGAGUGGGUGGUGGCGCGCGAGGGGUGGCGCGCGGAUGUGUCGGGGUACAAUCUGCUCAUGGACGCCUACGCGCGCUCAGGCGCCGCCCCCACCGCUCUGCGCGUCUUCCGCCUCAUGCAGCAGGGGCGCGUGCGCUUCUCCCUCCCACAGACGCGCGGACGGGAGAGGGCAGCGGGGGGAAGAGAGAGAGAUGCAGGGGAGGAAGGAGAGGGAGCAAGGGGAAGAGAGGGUAGAGGGCCGCGGGGAAAGGGGAGGGAGGAGGAGGAGGGGGACGGGGAGGAAUGGGAAGAAGUGGAGGGGGAAAGGGGGGAAGUGGGGGAGGAGGAGGUGGAGAUGUGGGUGGAGGAGGGAGUGGGCGUGUGUGUGCCCAGCGAGGCGUCAUUCAACGUGGUGCUGGGCGGCCUGUGUCGUCAGGGCCUGCUGCCGCCCGCUGAAGAGCUUUUUCAGGAGAUGCUUCACCGCGGCUACCGCCCCAGUGAGUGCUGCCGCCCCAGUGAGUGCUGCCGCCCCAAUUGGUGGGUGCGCGGCGGAAUGCAGAUGCUGAGCGGAGAGGCGAGAGCAGUUAGGCCAGUGGCGGGACGCACAGUAAUGCUCAAUCAGCCAUGCCAUGCCACCUCCCCUCCCUCCCUCCCCACCUCCUCUCUGUCCCCAUCACAAUGCUCUCCUCACCACCUGCCCUGCCUCUGCACCCGCUUCCCCCUGCCCCUUGCCUACCCUGCCCCACUGCCCCCUUUGCCCCCUGCCUCUCCCGCCCCUGCGCCCUGCCCUCUCCCCUCAGGUCUGGUGACGUACAACACGAUGGUGGAGGUGCGGGGCAGGGCGGGGGACGUGGAGGGCGCGGAGGGGCUCAUGCGCGCCAUGCGGGGGGAGGGCGUGCGCCCCACCGCCGCCUCCUACGCGCUGCUCAUGCACGCCUAUGGCAAGGCGGGGCUGCCCCAGCGCGCAGAGGAGGUGUUUGCGGGGCUGCACGGGGCGGCGGUGCUGCCCACGGUGCCGUGCUUCACGGCGCUGAUAGCGGCGCAUGCACGCGUGGGGCAGUGGCGGGAGGCACAGCGCGCGUACGACAGCAUCGCGCUCAUGGGGCUGCGCCCCGACCUGCACUCCACCACCGCCCUCCUGCACGCCCUCUCCACGGCGGGCGAGGUGGCGCGGGCGCGGGGAGUGCUAGAGGCCAUGCAGCGCACCACCGGUGCUGCCCCUCCGCCCUCCUGUGUCACCCCGCUGCUCGCCGCCCUGGCCCGGCAGGGACUGUGGACAGGAAAUGGCUCCACCCGUCCUCCUUUCAGCCCCACAUCUGCCUUCCUUCUCACCACCCACACCGCGCCUCGUUCCACCCAUCCCCCCCCUCCCUUCCCCCCCCCAUCAGAGGCGGAGGAGGUGUAUGCAUCGCUAGCAGCGGCAGGCACACCCCCCCCGGUGCGGUGGCAGCACGAGCUGCUGCGUGCAUACGAGCGGGCAGGGCUGCCGGAGAAAGUGCAGGCACACCUGGCGCUGCUGCGCGGAUGGGGGGAAGGGGAGAUGGGGCGCACGCAGGAGGGGGAGGGGAGGGACGAUGCGGGGGAAGAGAGGAGACGUGGGAGAGGGAGUGGGAGGGGUGGUGGAGGGAGGGCGCGGGGGCGGGUGGACAGGACAAUGCUCAACUGCCUGGCGGGGGCACAUGGGCACGCGGGGGACAGGGCAGCCAUGCAGCGAGUGCUGGUGCGCAUGCAUGGGGGGGAGGGGGCGGCAUGGCAUGUGAGCUCAUACAACACCGUGCUCGCCGUGCUCGUGCAUGCUGCUGACAUGGCGGGCGCUGAGAGGCUCAUGGAUGACAUGCGGGCGGGCGGGGUGGCCCCUGAUGCCGCCACGUGGACCACCCUCAUGGGCGGGUACGCGGAGAAGAAGCUUCUGAGAAAGUGCAUGAGUGUGUUUAGGAAGAUGGUGGCAGCGGGGUUGCGUUGGGAUGCGGGGGCGGUGCGGGUGAUGCUGGCGGCGUGUCGCAGUGCGGAGCAGCAGGAGGAGGUGAGGCAGCUCGUGGAGAGUGUGGUCAGGAAGAGGACCAAGCGCUCCCUGCCCUCCCCCCCCUUCUCCUGUCCUACCCCUCGUCGUCCGCCCUUCCCAAUUCGUCUGCUCGCGCCACGCGCGUCCCGCGCAUUCCCUCGCCCGCCCGCUGCUCUUCCCGCUGAUUCCGUGCCUUCCACCGCGUCUCCGCCCUCGACACCGCAAGCCCCGCGCGAAUGGCGGAAGCUGUGGGCGCAACUGGCGCGGAAGUGGGCCAUGCGGGGGCGGCGGUGGCGGUGGGGCGUGCUGGACGGGUACCUCGCGCGCAGCAUGGCGCGCCCCUUCGCGGUGGCGGCGGGCGUGGCGGCGAGUGUGGGCGUGGCGCUGGGGUCGCUGGCGGAGGUGGCGCGCGUGGCGGCCAACACGGGCGCGCCGCUCCGCCUGGCGCUGCUGGUCGCGCUGCACCACCUCCCGCGCUUCCUCGCGCUCGCGCUCCCCCCCGCCUGCCUCGCCGCCUCCCUCUUCGCCUUCUCCCACCUCCUGGCGCAGAGCGAGCUGGCGGGCAUGGCGGCGGGGGGGGUGGCGUGGGGCAGGCUGCUGCGCGCGCCAGUGUGUGUGGGCGUGGGGGCAGGCGUGCUCAUGCUCGCAUGCCAUGAGCACGUGGUGCCAUGGGCCAUGCGCAGGUAUGUGAUGGGGGGGAAUAUGGUGCGCAUGUAUGUGAUGGGGGGGAAUAUGGUGCGCAUGUAUGUGAUGGGGGGGAAUAUGGUGCGCAUGUAUGUGAUGGGGGGGAAUAUGGUGCGCAUGUAUGUGAUGGGGGGGAAUAUGGUGCGCAUGUAUGUGAUGGGGGGGAAUAUGGUGCGCAUGUAUGUGAUGGGGGGGAAUAUGGUGCGCAUGUAUGUGAUGGGGGGGAAUAUGGUGCGCAUGUAUGUGAUGGGGGGGAAUAUGGUGCGCAGGUAUGUGAUGGGGGGGAAUAUGGUGCGCAUGUAUGUGAUGGGGGGGAAUAUGGUGCGCAUGUAUGUGAUGGGGGGGAAUAUGGUGCGCAUGUAUGUGAUGGGGGGGAAUAUGGUGCGCAUGUAUGUGAUGGGGGGGAAUAUGGUGCGCAUGUAUGUGAUGGGGGGGAAUAUGGUGCGCAUGUAUGUGAUGGGGGGGAAUAUGGUGCGCAUGUAUGUGACGGGGGGGAAUAUGGUGCGCAUGUAUGUGAUGGGGGGGAAUAUGGUGCGCAGGUAUGUGAUGGGGGGGAAUAUGGUGCGCAUGUAUGUGAUGGGGGGGAAUAUGGUGCGCAUGUAUGUGAUGGGGGGGAAUAUGGUGCGCAUGUAUGUGAUGGGGGGGAAUAUGGUGCGCAUGUAUGUGAUGGGGGGGAAUAUGGUGCGCAUGUAUGUGAUGGGGGGGAAUAUGGUGCGCAGGUAUGUGAUGGGGGGGAAUAUGGUGCGCAUGUAUGUGAUGGGGGGGAAUAUGGUGCGCAUGUAUGUGAUGGGGGGGAAUAUGGUGCGCAUGUAUGUGAUGGGGGGGAAUAUGGUGCGCAUGUAUGUGAUGGGGGGGAAUAUGGUGCGCAUGUAUGUGAUGGGGGGGAAUAUGGUGCGCAUGUAUGUGAUGGGGGGGAAUAUGGUGCGCAUGUAUGUGAUGGGGGGGAAUAUGGUGCGCAUGUGCAUUGGCCGUGUGCACCCUCACCACCUCACCCCCACCCUGCAACCCACUCACUCAUCGCCUGCUCACCCUCCUCUCCGCUCCUCUCUCCAUUCACCUCCGUGCCCGCCCCUCUCCGCCCACCAGGCGCAGCACCACCAUGACCCCCUCGCACUCCUCCUCGCCCAUCUUCACCCCCCCUCACCACACUCCACCAUCGCCUCUCCUCUCACCGGCAGUGCAGGGGGGGCAGCGGCGGCAGCGGGGAAGGGGGGCGAGGGAAUGUUGGGAGGGGGGGCGGGGCUGUGGCGGGUGUGGUAUGCGGGGGAGGUGGGGGGGGGUGCCAUGCGACGUGUCAUGCUGCUGCACCUCGCCCCUCAGGGGCACGUGCAGGCCGUGGUGGCAGCGGAGCGGUGUGAGUGGCAGCCACACUCGAGCACGUGGCGCCUCCUCAACUGCUGUCUGCUGCCGCUCGCCCCGCCUGACUGCCUGCCUUCCACCACACACACCAUGGCACCACCAUCGCUGCAACCACCUGCCGAACCGCUCUCCACCACACCAUCCUCACACGGCGCCGCUACAGCACCGGCCUCCUUCUCUCUGCUGCAGCUGGAGUCACUGGACGUGCCACUCGCCUCUGCGCUGCCCUCCUCCUCGCCUCUCGCUGCCCACGCCGCCCUGCCGCCUGCCUGUCUCCCCCGCAGCCUCCUCACAGCGCGCGCCAGGCACCUGCGCGCGCAGCUCGCAUGGCUGCAGCGCCAGGCACCCCGCAAGGGGCCAAGGUGGUGGGGAAGGGACGAGCGGGCGGUGAGGGAGCAGCGCAGGCGGGUGGCGGAGCAGCGGAGGAGGGUGGCAGAGGCGGAGAGUGACUUGGUGCUGCGCGAUGCCAGCUGUGCCUCCUGUGUGGCGUAUGCUGUGCUGGGGGCGGUGGCAGUGCUGGUGACAGCGGCCCCUGCCAGCAAGCGGGUCAUCUGGGUGGGGGGCCAUCGCACGGCCACGGCCAGCAGAGGGGCGCCCUUCCAGCUGGCGCUGCCCCUUGCUGCCGCCUUCCACCUGCUCUCCGCUGCCCUCGCUGCUGCCGCCCGCUCCGCCCUCCUGCCCCCUCUCCUCGCUGCGUACCUGCCGCUCCUGCUCAUGCUGCUGCUGCCCCCGCUGCUGCUGGGCAGGGAGACAGAGGCAGGGGUGAGGGUGGGAGUGAAUAGCACGGAGGGAAUAGGAGAUGGGAAGAAAGUACUGUGA